Messenger RNA from Gopherus evgoodei (Goodes thornscrub tortoise), 3953 nucleotides. RefSeq names its product ras homolog family member Q (gene RHOQ). The record is from RefSeq and is a predicted model, not a curated record. Gene Ontology annotation, molecular function: GTP binding; GTPase activity. The coding region runs from base 439 to 1056 and encodes 205 amino acids. Gene Ontology annotation, biological process: cortical actin cytoskeleton organization; small GTPase-mediated signal transduction. NCBI's taxonomy places the organism in Eukaryota, Metazoa, Chordata, Testudines, Testudinidae. The transcript has 6 exons.
UGCCGAAGUGGCGCCCGAAGCCGGGACAAGUUAGGGGCGGGGGCGGGAAGGAAAGUGGCCGAACAGUUGCUUUGGGGAGCUCUGCCUUGGCCCCUCUCUCGGGGGUGCCUGUCACUGCAGCCUGGGGGCGAGGUUGCACCUGGGUGGCCGCCUGGGCUGGAGGAGAAAAGUGCCGUGCCCUGUGCUGGUUUCCCUGCUCAAAGUUCCUGUUUUCUCCGAGCUGCAAGUCUUAUGAUCCAUUGUGUCAUCGUGCUCAGCUGGCAGGGGCGAGAGGAAGGAAAAGCCCUGCGAGCCGAAUUUGGCACUGCCCGGGGGAGAAAUGCCAGCCCCGGCGGGCUGCGGCGCCUGCUAAGCGACCCGCAGCCGGGGGCAGCGAAGAUGCGGACUCGCCCCUCGGAGCUCAGCUGAACCCUUGACAAUGACGAGUGGCCUCGAACCAUGGCCAAUGGGACCGGGACGGUCAUGUUGAAAUGCGUGGUGGUGGGGGACGGGGCCGUGGGGAAAACGUGCCUGCUGAUGAGCUAUGCCAACGACGCGUUUCCAGAGGAGUAUGUGCCCACCGUGUUUGACCACUAUGCAGUCACUGUUACAGUUGGGGGGAAGCAGUAUCUGCUGGGUCUGUAUGACACUGCAGGACAGGAAGACUACGAUCGUCUGAGACCUUUAUCUUAUCCUAUGACAGAUGUCUUCCUUAUCUGCUUCUCAGUGGUAAAUCCAGCCUCAUUUCAAAAUGUGAAGGAGGAGUGGGUACCAGAGUUAAAGGAAUAUGCACCUAAUGUACCCUUUUUAUUGGUAGGAACCCAGAUUGAUCUUCGUGAUGAUCCAAAAACUUUAGCAAGAUUGAAUGAUCUGAAGGAGAAGCCUGUAUCUAUGGAGCAGGGACAGAAGUUAGCAAAAGAGAUAGGAGCCUGCUGCUAUGUGGAGUGUUCAGCUUUAACACAGAAAGGACUGAAGACUGUUUUUGAUGAAGCUAUAAUAGCCAUUUUAACUCCAAAGAAACACACAGUGAAAAAAAGAAUAGGAUCAAGAUGCAUAAAUUGCUGUUUGAUCACGUGAGAGACAUUUGACAAUGGCCAAGCCUGCUGUGAAUUUCUAUCAAACGUAAAUGAUACAGUUCAUAAGUACACAGAACUUGUGUUAGAUCAUAGAAGUCUGUAAGCUAAACUUAGGAAUCUAACCUCUGAAAUCAGUGAAAUUCAGAGGAACAAAACCAAGCAAAUCAACAAAGCUCUGGACAACCCUUACUAUGUCUGUGGAACAAUUUUCUCCAUUUUGAGGCAAGUAUACAAUGUACUGUUCUUCUCCUGUCUUCAAGGUGGAGGAGAAAACUGGGCAUCUAAAACUAUCACUUUCUAGCUUUUUGCUCCAGGUCUUGGCUUGUGCUUCAUGAGCAGCAAAGAGUUUGCUUGCUCUUUAUGGUACUCCUCUUCCUUCUGAAGUCAGCUUUUUCCUGGUUCUGAUUCUGUCCAUUAUAUCCUUCUGGUUUGGGGAAGUGUAUUUCCCUCCUAUCCUCUGAUCCUGGGAAGUUUAACUCGAAUAAGAACUUUGGUCCUCUGCUGUUUCACCUUGCUUAUUGUGUGCAGUUUUGUAAGCAUUAUUUGGAGGUCUUUAGGAGUGUAGCAAAGAUGACUAUCUAUAAAUGAGAUGCCUUAUGUACUCUUUAUUGACCUUGAUUCACUUUCCAUUUAUGGCCCAUUUCUAUUUGGUAAUUUUGUUCAACAGUGUCAUAACUGCUGCUUUAUCUUUAAACCAAAGAUUUGCUCAUUUUCAUUCAUUAAGAACGGCAUUGCAUCUCUUUUGUAUAAAGUCUUGAUGUCUUCACAUAAUAAGGUAUUACUACAUUUAAAAAUAGUGUAGUGUGUUUUGUGGCCUUGGGUAAGAUCAUGCUUCAAUUGGAUCUUUGCAUUUCCAUUAUCAGGUUGAAAUCAACUUCAAUAAGUUUCAGAAUUUUACAGGUUUACAAAGCAAAAAUCUUUGCAAUGAUAUAACAAACGUGUUACCUUCUGUAUGAAAGUGCCUCUUGCAGUAUCACUAGUGGUAAGAAGAAACGAUUUGUAUUUCAGCAAAGUCAAAUACCUUACAAUGGCUUGAUUAACUUGGCUGUUUUCUGUGUGUCCAGUUCACUAAGUGAUCAGUGACCCUUUAUUAAAUCUUACCUAUGUUAGGUGAAUUCAGGUAUGCAGGUCCUCCUCUGCUUUUCACAAGUACAUGUUGUUCCUGGUGGCUUUUGGAAUCUUUCAUCUUUCCCCUUGUGAAUCAAUAUCCCUCACAAUCUACAGCAACUCUUUUUUUGCCCUAUCCAUGCUCUUACUGGGUCAUUCAACUGCUACUAUGACUUAAGGAAAUUUGGGGGAUUGUUAUAGCUUCUCCUGGUCCAAUUGUAAAUUACAUCAAACCUGGUGUAAAACUCAACAUAAAAAACUCUCUUGCAUUCUCAAUCACUGUCCAGCACUUCAUAACUUUAUUUUUUUAAAUACUGCCGUCACUUUCUUCAUAACUUCAAAGGCAUUAUUCCUUGCUUCCUUUUGAAUCUGUGCUAGUUUACUGCAGAAGUUUAUAGACUAUGCCAUUGACAGACCUCUGCAAUCCUCCCUUGGCUUUUAGCAGCGCAUACUCACACUCUCUCUCUUUCUCUUCCUAGCAGCUAAGUGGAAGGGAGCAAUAAGAGACAAGGAAUGCCACACUUCCAGUGGCAUGGAAGGGAAGGAUGUUGGGCCAGAUGCUCAACCUGACUGCAGUCCCUUUGCACUGCUCUGAUGGCACAAAGGAGCUGUAAAGCCAGUUUUACGUGGCCUCCUGUGGAUUCCCCAAACAUAGGGGGAAAAUCUGCAGCAUGUACAGAGUGAGCCUAGCUAUGUUGUGCUCAUCUUCCUCACAGCCUUCAGCAUAAGGAGUGAAACGGGGGGUUGAGAAUAUAGUCAGAGCCCUUCUGCACUGUUCUGACCCUUGUCAGCUGGAAUUGCCCUUGAAGCUGACUUGCAGCCAAGUGGAAUUUACAGGAGCCCAAAGGCUCUUCUAGAUUGAAAUAGCUGCUGGCUGGCCCCAGGACUGAGAAACUACAGAGAUGACAAAGUGGCCUCUGCUCCCAUGGACUACUGUGGUAACUGGAGCCACAAAACAAUCACAGUGCAACUUCCUCCAAUUGUGAUGUGUCAUGGCGUAAAUGACUCUCAAAAACACUCAUGACACAAUACACACAGCAUCUGUAACUUCAUUGAUUCCAUAAGGGCUCUCCUGAUCUUCAAGGCCGAGUAUUGCUGAUCUCAAUUAUUUCCUGGACCCUCAUUCCCAUAGGUUCUAAUCAUUUUCUGCUUUGCCUUUUUUAAUCCAAUUAAUUUUCCUGGUCAGGCUGGAUUCUCCCUGGUUUCUGCAUUUGCCCUCUGUAUUUGAGUUGGCUUCCCUUCACUUCCCCAUACCAUGUAUCAACUAUCUCAUUAGGGGCAUGACAAAAUAGAAUCUAAGCAGUAAAUACGUCUGUGUAGUUAAAUAAAAGAUUUUGUUCUACUUUUAAAAUGUAUGCACGUAUUAAGCUCAUGCAGAUUGCAGUCCCCUCUCAAAGCUCAUUCUAGGCCUCAGAGAAUUGUAGAGGACUGUACACAGUUUAGUUUAUACAGGAGUUAGGGGCUGCAGAGAUACACCCUCACUGGUUCCCACGCGAAGGGUGGGUCAGGAACACAUAAAUAGGAAGGUAGGCUAUUAUCCUCACUUUGGGUCAGAGAGAGGGGAAAGUUUCUGGUUGAGAGACAGUGAAAGCUAUGACUUCCUUCAGACAACUAUCACAAAUUGUCCUGCUUCUGAGAUGCCAGAGUAAACAUCAACCAGCAUCCCCACAAAAUCCAUGAAAGCAGCUGGUUUCCAUACAGUAUACAUGUGGAAAAUGGCCCAUUCGAAGGUGUGUGUAAUUAUGAAUCUGAAUUGAAAAAACUGCUUGGAAAAAAAAAAAUCUAACAUCC